GAAAGAAUAGGACAGAAAGUAGAGAGAGAGAGAGAGAGGGAGGAAGGAGAAAAGAAACAAAAAGAAUGGAGGGCAUUCAGAUCUUUGUCUGCAGUUGGGUUGUUGCUUGUCUGAGUGGCUUCUGCGUUUACCUCUAUCAUGUUCUCUGGUUGAGAACUGAAAAGCUACGAGAGAAGCUGAGGAAGCAAGGUUUCAGAGGUCCUCCUCCUUCUUUUCUCUGUGGGAACUUUUUAGAGAUGAAGAGAAUCGAGUCUAUGGUGGCCAUGUCUCCCAGAAAACAAGAUGGCUGUCUAACGGACGACUAUGCACCUUCACUCUUCCCUUAUCUGGAGCUCUGGAGAAAGGAAUAUGGUUCAGCAUUUAUGUUUACAACAGGUAACGUUCAACAUUUGUACAUCAGUGAUCCAAAUCUGGUGAAGGAGAUAAGCCUGUGCAAAUCUUGGGAUUUAGGGAAGCCCUCUUAUGUGAUUGAGCAACUUGGGCCUUUGCUGGGCCGUGGCGUUACACUGUCCAAUGGACAUCUGUGGGCCCACCAGCGAAAACUAAUAGCAUCGGAGUUCUUCAUGGAUAAAGUGAAGGGAAUGGUGGGACUAAUGGUUGAGUCUACCCUGCCACUGUUGAAAUUGUGGGAGGAUUUGGUUGAAGCUGAGGGAGGGCUUGCAGACAUUAGAAUUGAUGAGGACUUGAGAAACUUAUCAGCAGAUGUAAUCUCAAGAACUUGUUUUGGGAGUUCUUAUUCUGAGGGAAAGGAGAUUUUUUCACUGCUUUGGAAGCUUCAAAAGACCAUGUCUCGCACAACCAUACUCAUUAGGCUUCCAAUUCUGAGAUAUCUCCCAACCAGAAACAAUAGAGAAGCUUGGAGGUUAGAGAAAGAGAUUGAGAAAUUGAUUUUAGAGGUAGUAAGAAAACGUAGGGAACAAAAUGUUGCAUCUUCUGAGAAAGACCUAUUCCAGAUGAUCCUUGAAGGUGUCUAUGCUGAUCAGCUUGGGCAAAAAACAGCCAAUAGCUUGGUUGUAGAUAACUGCAAGAACAUAUAUGUCGCCGGCCAUGAGACCGUCGCUUCUGCUGCUACAUGGACCUUGAUGCUACUUGCUUUACACCCGGAAUGGCAGUCUCGAGCUCGCAAGGAGGCCAUUGAGGUGCUUGGAGGUUGCCUGCCAAACGCUGAUAUGUUGCACAAGAUGAAAAUGCUGACAAUGGUGAUUCAAGAGGCACUGAGGCUGUUCCCUCCAUCCUCACUGAUUGCAAGGGAGGCCUUUGAAGAGAUUCACUUGGAUGAAGUCUGUAUACCAAAAGGCGUCAACCUUUGGAUCCCAAUAUCCACAGUGCAUCGCAUGCCGGAAAUUUGGGGACCAGACUCAGAUAGGUUUAAGCCAGAGAGGUUUGCUCAUGGCAUCUUUGGUGCCUGCAAGCUUCCACAUAUGUACAUUCCAUUUGGGCUUGGGCCUAGGGCAUGUUUGGGUCAGAAAUUUGCCGUGGUUGAGUUGAAGAUUCUUCUUUCUCUUAUACUUUCUAAGUUCUCUUUCUCACUCUCUCCCAAUUACAUCCAUUCUCCAGCAUUCCGAUUUGUUAUACAGCCCCAAUAUGGAAUGCCUCUCCUUGUACAAAGAGCAUGAUUUUAAAGAAUUGAGUACAUGUAGAUAAUAUAAGGAUCAUAAGGGCUUUUGUAGUCAUUUCUCAGUUUUCACAACUAAGUUUUGAUUUCUUUUGGCUUAGCACAAGUCAAGAAAAAUUCAUGCUUCUGGUUAGACUAAGAAAAUAAGUAGGUUUUUACUUGGAAAACAAAACAUAAUGAUUGAAAAAUAUACAUGUUGGAAGAUAUGAAUAGAAAAGACCAACCUCAGAAAAGUUACAAAUAUUAGUCUUAUAUUUGA
Messenger RNA from Nelumbo nucifera (sacred lotus), 1874 nucleotides. Its product is annotated as cytochrome P450 714C2-like. The record is from RefSeq and is a predicted model, not a curated record. Lineage: Eukaryota; Viridiplantae; Streptophyta; Magnoliopsida; Proteales; Nelumbonaceae. Gene Ontology annotation, molecular function: oxidoreductase activity, acting on paired donors, with incorporation or reduction of molecular oxygen; monooxygenase activity; heme binding.